This is a messenger RNA of Thunnus maccoyii (southern bluefin tuna), 2868 nucleotides long. RefSeq names its product stonustoxin subunit alpha-like. NCBI's taxonomy places the organism in Eukaryota, Metazoa, Chordata, Actinopteri, Scombriformes, Scombridae. Bases 192 to 2678 code for a protein of 828 amino acids. Gene Ontology annotation, molecular function: protein binding. The record is from RefSeq and is a predicted model, not a curated record. The transcript is spliced from 9 exons.
CACACACACACACAGUGAAAGUGAAAGUCACACUGACGGUCUGAAAGCAGUUGCUGCUUUUCUUGUCAGUCAAAUGUUUUUUGAAACUUAAAGCAGGAGGAACGUUUAAACGACUCGUGUUUGUCUCCACUUUGCUGCUGCAGAAGAAGAAGACCAGCAGAGUGACAGAAAGCUGCAGUUAACACUGAGCAAUGGAUGCCGACGCCACAGGGACGAUGGCGGUGGCAGCGCUCGGCCGGCCUUUCAGCCUCGGGAUGCUGUAUGACUGCCGCAAUGACUCACUCAUCCCUGGCAUGACAUUGUGGGACCUUAAUGAUCUGAAAAAUGAUAUACAAGAAAGACCACAGCGCUACAACAAUUUUGAGAUAGUUGCAUCUGAAUCAAUUGCAGAUAAAUCUUCAGCAUUAAAUGUAGAAGCAUCGCUGAAGGCAAGUUUACUUGGUGGACUAGUAGAGGUUGGAGGAUCUGCCAAAUACCUGAAAGAUAGUAAAACAUCCAAAAAUCAGGCCAGAGUGACACUGACGUACCAAGCAACAACAAAGAUGAAGCAACUGUCAAUGAAUCAUCUUGGAACACACAAUGUAAAGCAUCGGGAUGUCAUUGAAAAAAAAAUAGCAACACAUGUAGUCACAGGUAUCCUUUAUGGGGCACAAGCCUUCUUUGUCUUUGACCGUGAGGUGUCUGAUGAAGAAAGUCAUCAUGACAUUCAGGGCAAGAUGAAGAUGAUGAUAAAGAAAAUCCCAAAACUCACAAUAGAGGCGGAAGGUUCCCUAAAAAUGACAGAUGAGGAAAAAGAAAGUGUGGAGAAGUUCUCCUGCAAAUUCCAUGGAGACUUUUUACUGGAGAAAACUCCAACAUCCUUUCAGGAUGCCGUACAAGUCUACCAAAGCCUGCCAAAUUUACUGGGAACCAAUGGAGAAAAUGCUGUACCAAUGAAGGUCUGGCUGAUGCCACUUGUGAGUUUAGAUUCAGAUGCUGCUAAACUUGUCCGUCAGAUAAGUAUAAGAUUAGUACAGGAAUCCCAGAGUGUCCUGGAGGACUUCACUGAGCUGGAAAUGAGGUGCAAUGACGCAAUGAGAACCACCACUGCACAGCAGUUCCCACAGAUUGGUAAAAAACUUAAAACAUUUGCACAAUUUUGCUCCGAGUACAAACUGGAAUUCCAACAAAAUUUGGCAAAGAAACUUCCAUUAAUCCGGGGAGGAGGGAAAGAGGAGGCUGUGCUCGCAGAGAUCCUGAAGAAGAGACAUUCUUCUCCUUUCAACAACACAAGCCUGAACGAGUGGAUGGACUGUAAAGAGAGAGAAAUCUACACCUUACUGUCUUUAACCAACAAGAUGAACAACACCAGGAUCGUCUCAUCUCAAAGUCAUCUGAACAGGGAAAUUCUCAGCACAGAACAUGCUGUGUGUUUUGUUUUCACCUCACUGGGAAGUGCUGAACCGUACCUCUCAGAUUUAUUAAACUACUUAAAAGAAACACCCAAACCAGACAAACCACAAUAUCCACAGACUGAUGAUGUAGAGAAGGAACAAUGGUACACCUCAAAAGAAGUAUCAGAUGCAAUGAGGAAGAAAGCAAAACUAUUCAGUGAUUUUGCAGAGGCCAACAAGGAGAAUGAGAACAUAAAGUUCCUGACAGUAGGUUUAACAAAUGAGACACAGAAAGGUUCAAGCAUCUACGUUUAUGAAGACGGUUUUUCUGUCAGUGAGAACUUUGAGCUGCCUUCAAAGCCUGAAACAGUGACAGCAGGUGAUGUAACCCACAACAGUGUGACACUGAAGAUUUGUCCACCAAGAUUUGGAGCAGAGAACAUCACCUCCUACUCUGUAGAGUACUGUGUCAGCGGAGAGGAUGGAUGGCAACAAAAACCAGCAUCAAAGGCUGAAGAAGUCACAGUGAGCGAUCUGACUCCUGACACAGAGUUCAUGUUCAGAUGCAGAGCAGUCACCUCAGUAGGUGUUGGGCCAGCUGGUGAAGUCAGUGGUCCCAUUAAAACCUUACCUUGCAGCCCUCCUGAAAAACCUCAAGUUGAAGCAAACCCAGCCAUGGGAGGCUCAUCUUCAGCCCCAUCACCCCCUCCAACACCACCACCUUCUGCCACUUUUAGUGUUCCCAGGAGAAAAAUAUCUUGGGGAGACAAAGAGAGAGAUCUGCAGUAUGUGAGGAAUUAUCAACCUGAAAACACCGAAGUCAAACAUCUCAGGAUCUUGCUCUACGGGCCAGUCGGUGCUGGAAAGUCCAGCUUCAUCAGUUCUGUCGUCAGCACCGUGAGAGGCAGGCUGUGCGUUACAGCUGAAGCCAGUGCAACCGUCAGUGACACAAGUCACUCCAAGAAAUAUGAGACUCACAGAAUCCAGAAAGAAAGCAGAGGAAACUUCUACCCUUUUGUAUUCAAUGACAUCAUGGGUCUGGAGGAAGGAGUUGGAUGUGGAGUCAGCGUGGAAGACAUCAAACUGGCCUUGAAGGGACACGUGCAGGAGGGAUACAAGUUCAAUCCUGCAUCUCCAUUGUCAGACCGUGAUCCUGGAUACAUCUCCUCACCGUCUGCAGAUGACAAAGUUCAUGUUCUGGUUUGUGUCUGUUCUGCUAAUGCAUCAGAGAUUAAGGGGCCUGUUAUGCAGAAGAUGAGGGAAAUCAGAGAAGUAGCCAGUAACUUGGGUAAGAGCAGUGCUUGAGAGAAGAGUAUCAGACAAUGAAACACAUCUGUUAUAAUAAGGUUUCAGGUACACUGCUCACAGUAAAGCUGAGUGUUCAUGAAUCUGCUUCAAUCAGUGAACUCAUGCAGAACUAAUAAUGAUGUGAAUGUUGAGUAUGUACAGACUGCAGCUCAGCUGAUACUGCAGUUAUGACACUGAUGUAAAUAUA